Molecule: messenger RNA, 1237 nt
Organism: Hyaena hyaena (striped hyena)
Lineage: Eukaryota; Metazoa; Chordata; Mammalia; Carnivora; Hyaenidae
Gene: NTSR2
Product: neurotensin receptor 2
Biological process (GO): neuropeptide signaling pathway
Cellular component (GO): plasma membrane
Molecular function (GO): G protein-coupled neurotensin receptor activity
Source: RefSeq, a predicted model, not a curated record
CUGGCCACGGGAGAGGAAUGGAGAGCGGCAGCCCCAGCCCCGCGCGGAGCCUGGACGCCCGGCUGGGCGUGGACACGCGCCUCUGGGCCAAGGUGCUGUUCACCGCGCUCUACUCGCUCAUCUUCGCGCUGGGCACGGCGGGCAAUGCGCUGUCCGUGCGCGUGGUGCUGAAGGGGCGCCCGGGGCGCCUGCGCUACCACGUGCUCAGCCUGGCGCUGUCGGCGCUGCUGCUGUUGCUGGUCGGUGUGCCCAUGGAGCUCUACAACUUCGUGUGGUCCCACUACCCCUGGGUGUUCGGCGACCUGGGCUGCCGCGCCUACUACUUCGUGCGCGAGCUGUGCACCUGCGCCACGGUGCUCGGCGUGGCCGGCCUGAGCGCCGAGCGCUGCCUGGCCGUGGGCCAGCCCCUGCGCGCCCGCCGCCUGCUGUCGCCGCGCCGCACCCGCCGCCUGCUGUCGCUCGUCUGGGCCGCCUCGCUCGGCCUCGCCCUGCCCAUGGCAGUCAUCAUGGGGCAGAGGCAUGAGCUCGAGAAGGCCGGCGGGGAGCCGGAGCCCGCUUCGCGCGUGUGCACCGCGCUGGUGAGCCGCGCCGCGCUCCAAGUCUUCAUUCAGGUGAACGUGCUGGUGUCUUUCGUGCUGCCCUUGGCAUUAACUGCCUUCCUGAACGGGGUCACUGUGAACCACCUGGUGGCCCUCAGCUCCCAGGUGCCGCCCACUUCUGCCCCCGGCAGCCCCGUCCCCAACCACAUGGAGCUAAUGAUCGAGGAGAGGAGGGCGCUUCCCCAGGAAGGCCACGCUGGCCUCGUGAGACAUAAGGACUCCAGCCGGCUCCGCGGCCUCCAGCACAGCGUCCAGGUUCUCAGAGCCAUCGUGGCCGUCUAUGUCGUCUGCUGGAUGCCGUACCACGCCCGCAGGCUCAUGUACUGCUACGUCUCCGAUGACGGGUGGACUGAAACACUCUAUAGCUUCUAUCACUACUUCUACCUGGUGACAAACACGCUCGUCUACGUCAGUUCAGCGGUGACCCCUGUCCUGUACAACGCUGUGUCCUCCUCCUUCAGAAAGCUUUUUCUGGAAGCCCUAGGCUCCCUGUGUCGGGAACGUCGCGCCAUGAAACCGUGGCCCCCGAAGCCCCGGGGUCCCGCCCGAAUGGACACGGCUACAGGCUCUUAGACAUCCCUCCGACACCCCGAGCUUGAUGAAAGAGGAGAAUGAGCAAAGCAGACAAUGACCGAGUG